AUGUGGAGAGAAAAUGGGGAUGAAGGGGAGGGAAAGAGGGGAGAAAAGGUGAGAGAAAGAGAAGGAGGGAAAGAGGGGGAAAGGGGAGAGAGAAAAAGGGGAAAAAGAGAAGGGGAAGAAAGAGAGGAGAGAAAGAGGAGGGAAGUAAGAGAGAAGGGGAAGAAAGAGAGGAGAGAAAGAGGGGGAAAGAAAGGGGAGUGGAGAAAGAAGGGUGAAAAGAGAGAGGGGAGAAAGGGGAAGGGAAAACAGGAGGGAGAGAAAGAGAGGAUAUACAGGGGAGGUUGGAGUGUAAAGAGGGGAAGAACGUGGUGGGAGAGAGAUAUGAGUUUGAAGGGAAUUGAGAUAGAGAAGAAAGAGAAGAGAAUGUGGUAA
This is a messenger RNA of Mya arenaria, 372 nucleotides long. RefSeq names its product cilia- and flagella-associated protein 251-like. Lineage: Eukaryota; Metazoa; Mollusca; Bivalvia; Myida; Myidae. The record is from RefSeq and is a predicted model, not a curated record. The transcript is spliced from 2 exons. Bases 1 to 372 code for a protein of 123 amino acids.